AGGUGCUGCUGACAGCCUGUAGGGGGCACCUUUAAGGUGUUUGAUUGUUUAUGCGGAGCUUGAUCCGUUUUCUUCAGCUUUGUGGUCUUAAUUUUGGGUUCGAACAGCCUCGGUGAUCAUGGGAGCCGUUCUCGGUCUGUGCUCCAUGGCCAGCUGGAUUCCGUGCCUGUGCGGCAGCGCCCCCUGCCUACUGUGUCGCUGCUGUCCUAGUGGAAAUAACUCCACGGUGACUCGUUUGAUCUACGCCUUCUUCCUGUUGUUGGGCGUGGCCGUCGCCUGCAUUAUGUUGAUGCCUGGCAUGGAGGGGCAGCUGAAGAAGAUUCCUGGUUUCUGUGAAGGCGGAAUGGGGUCGUCACUUCCUGUGGUGGAGGGUCACGUGAACUGUGACGUGCUGGUCGGGUACAAAGCUGUGUACCGUGUCUGCUUUGGCAUGGCCAUGUUCUUCCUGCUCUUCUCUCUGCUCAUGAUCAAGGUGAAAAGCAGCCAGGACCCACGCGCCGCGCUGCAUAACGGGUUUUGGUUCUUUAAGUUUGCUGCAGCUGCUGCCAUCACCGUUGGAUCCUUUUUCAUUUCAGAAGGUCCCUUCACCACUGUGUGGUUCUAUGUGGGCAUGGCUGGUGCCUUCUGCUUCAUCCUCAUCCAGCUGGUUUUACUCAUUGACUUCGCCCACUCCUGGAAUGAAUCGUGGGUGGAGAAGAUGGAGGAGGGAAACUCCCGAUGCUGGUAUGCAGCUUUGCUGUCGGUUACCACGGUGAACUACAUGCUGUCUCUGGUGUCCCUGGUCCUGUUCUACGUUUACUACACCCACUCUGACGGCUGCACUGAGAACAAGGUUUUUAUUAGCAUCAACAUGCUGCUGUGCGUCGCCGCCUCCAUCAUGUCGGUGCUGCCUCAGAUCCAGGAGUCUCAGCCUCGGUCCGGCCUGCUGCAGUCGUCUCUCGUCACCCUGUACACCAUGUACCUGACCUGGUCCGCCAUGACCAACGAGCCCGAGAGGGAGUGUAACCCCAGUCUUCUUGGGAUCAUUGGACUGAACAGCACCCGGUCUGCUGCUCAGGACCACGUGGUUCAGUGGUGGGAUGCCCAGGGCAUUGUGGGACUGAUCCUGUUCCUCAUGUGUGUUCUGUACUCCAGUAUCCGAAACUCAUCCAACGCUCAAGUCAACAAGCUGACUCUAACAAGUGAUGAGUCGGCGCUGAUCGAGGACGGGCCUCAAACCGACAGCCUGGAUGAGUCCGGCAGCUUGAACCGCGCUGUGGACAACGAGAAGGACGGUGUUACAUACUCCUACUCCUUCUUCCACUUCAUGCUGUUCCUGGCAUCCCUCUACAUCAUGAUGACACUCACCAACUGGUACAGCCCGGACUCUGACUACAAGGUAAUUACCAGUAAGUGGCCCUCGGUGUGGGUGAAGAUGUGCUCCAGCUGGAUCUGCAUCGCCCUCUAUGUGUGGACACUGGUGGCGCCGCUCAUCUUGGUCAACAGAGAUUUUGACUGAAAGCCGCUGACUUUUUUUUGUGUAACUGCUGUUAAAAAAACAAAACAAAACCUGUCCACGUAGGCUGCCGCCUGCUGGCUCUGUUGUCAUGGUGACAUGUAAUUAUCCCAUGGUUUCGUGAGGCAGUGUUGCAUGCUUUUACUCUGGCAGGUCAGAUUAAGUAUUUACUGUUACAGAUGCGUGAGUAAGUUUAACAUGUUUGGCAACAGUUUGGUGCCUUUUUUUUUUCCAAUGAAGAAAAACUUUUAAUCUUUUAAAUAAAGGUAAGUUAUUGAGUAGUUUAACAUCCUGUGCAGAUUUCUGUGAUUGUAGCUGUGUUCUUUUAUUGCUGACAUUUCAGUGUUUCAAAAAAUAAAGUGGAAUUAAUGGA
Messenger RNA from Thalassophryne amazonica, 1868 nucleotides. RefSeq names its product serine incorporator 1 (gene serinc1). The transcript is spliced from 10 exons. The coding region runs from base 119 to 1498 and encodes 459 amino acids. Lineage: Eukaryota; Metazoa; Chordata; Actinopteri; Batrachoidiformes; Batrachoididae. Gene Ontology annotation, cellular component: membrane. The record is from RefSeq and is a predicted model, not a curated record.